This is a messenger RNA of Catharus ustulatus (Swainson's thrush), 2764 nucleotides long. It is a transcript of the gene KCNG4, whose product is annotated as potassium voltage-gated channel modifier subfamily G member 4. Gene Ontology annotation, molecular function: delayed rectifier potassium channel activity. Gene Ontology annotation, biological process: protein homooligomerization; potassium ion transmembrane transport. Bases 484 to 2010 code for a protein of 508 amino acids. Gene Ontology annotation, cellular component: voltage-gated potassium channel complex; membrane. The record is from RefSeq and is a predicted model, not a curated record. Lineage: Eukaryota; Metazoa; Chordata; Aves; Passeriformes; Turdidae. The transcript is spliced from 4 exons.
UCCAUGUUCUUACCCAGUUGCUGCCUGCUGCCUGCUGGAUGCACGGAGGGAUGCUGGAAGGAUUAUUGCUAAGCCCUUCCCCCUUCCCUCUCCCCUCCUCUUCCAGGACAACAUUGACAGUCCCGGGGGAAAGAGAGGAGAGAAGGGAGAGGGCAGGAUCCACCAGCUCUCCACCAGCGAGGCUCAGGAGAGGAGCUGCCCCCAGAACACCUUGGCUGAGCAUCCCUUAGCACAACAUAUGUUACAUCAACACUCACGGCUGCUUUCCACUUCCAGGAAAGACGAGAAGGAGGAAGAGGGAAGGGACGGGCAGCUGCGGAGUGCUCCAGGGAUUUUCCAUGGAAUGGAUGCUGGUCCCCCCAGCAGCUCCGUGUGCGGGAUGUGAGCAUCACCUGCGGGGCAGCCUGCCUCCCGGAGCUGCCCUGCUCCCAUGAUCCCCCUGCUCUGAUGCCGUUCUGGAUGUCCCGGUGAGAACUCCUAGAGAUGCCUAUUCUCUCCAGAGGCAGUGACCAAGACUAUAGCUACAACUCCUGCGAUUCCUUGAGCCACCUCCUUCCCAUCUGCGUGGAAACCCCUUCUGUCAAGGGGGUCCAUUACCAGAGAGCCAGGAGGAUUUACCGCCCUGACCAGGUGUGUGCAGCCGACCUAAAGACAGAGAUCAUGAUCAACGUUGGAGGCAUCAAGUACCUGCUGCCUUGGAGCACUUUGGAUGAGUUUCCCCUGACCAGACUGAGCAAACUAAAGCUUUGCAGCAGCUACGAGGAAAUCAUCCAGCUGUGUGACGAUUACGACGAAGACACGCACGAGUUCUUCUUCGACAGGAACCCCAACGCUUUUGGGAUGAUUGUCAGCUUCCUAGCAGCAGGGAAGCUGAUGCUCUUGAGAGACAUGUGUGCCUUGUCUUUCCAGGAGGAGCUGAGGUACUGGGGCAUUGAGGAAUCCAACCUGGAGAACUGCUGCUUUCGGAAACUCUUCCAGAAACUGCAGGAGCUGGCCGAGAUCCGCAAGGAAGAGGAGCUCCGGAGGAGCAAGGAAGCUUCGUGUGUCUUGGAUGAGAAAACCAAAUUUGGGCAGUUCAUGAACAGACUCAGAGAUAUGGUGGAGAACCCGCAGUCAGGACUGCCAGGCAAAGUCUUUGCUUGUCUCUCCAUCCUCUUUGUGGCCACCACAGCUAUCAGCCUUUGUGUGAGCACAAUGCCGGACUUAAGAGCUGAAGAGGACAGGGGUGAGUGUUCCCAGAAGUGCUAUUACAUCUUUGUCAUCGAGACCAUCUGCGUGGCCUGGUUCUCCCUGGAGUUCUGCCUGCGCUUCAUCCAGGCCAGGAGCAAGUGUCAGUUCUUCAAAGGCCCCCUGAACAUCAUUGACUUCGUGGCCAUCUCCCCCUACUACGCCUCCCUCAUCUUCUCCGAGGACGACUCCAGCGAGGAGGAGGACAGGCCGAGCAGCAACACGUACCUGGAGAAGGUGGGGCUGGUGCUGCGGGUGCUGCGUGCCUUGAGGAUCCUGUACGUGAUGCGGCUGGCGCGGCACUCGCUGGGCCUGCAGACGCUGGGGCUCACCGUGCGCAAGUGCACCCGCGAGUUCGGCCUGCUGCUGCUCUUCCUGUGCGUGGCCGUCACCCUCUUCUCCCCGCUGGUGUACCUGGCUGAGAACGAGUCGGGCAGGGUGCUGGAGUUCACCAGCAUCCCCGCGUCCUACUGGUGGGCCAUCAUCUCCAUGACCACCGUGGGAUACGGGGACAUGGUGCCACGCAGCGUGCCGGGACAGAUGGUGGCUCUGAGCAGCAUCCUCAGCGGGAUCCUCAUCAUGUCCUUCCCUGCAACCUCCAUUUUCCACACCUUCUCCCACUCCUACUCCGAGCUGCGCAAGGAGCACGAGCGGCUGCAGUCGCGGCUGAGCCGGGCCAAGAAUGGCAGCUGCUCCAGGGAGAGUGACACCUUCAAUGAGACUGACAGCCUGGUCCUGGAGGGACAGACAUCCCCCAUCAAAUACAUCUACACAGGGAACUGAGCCUGGCAUCCCUAGCAGAUAAAUCCACACAGGGAGCUGAGCCUGGCAUCCCCCAUCAGAUAAAUCCACACAGGGAGCUGAGCCUGGAGAUGCCAUCAGAUAAAUCCACAAAGGGAGCUGAGCCUGGAGUCCCCAUCAGAUAAAUCCACACAGGGAGCUGAGCCUGGCAUCCCCCAUCAGAUAAAUCCACACAGGGAGCUGGGCCUGGAGACCCCAUCAGAUAAAUCCACACAGGCACCUGGGCCUGGCCUGGGGCAUUCCCAAAACCCCUGACAGGAAUGGGCACAUGUGUGUCAGCAAAACACACAAAGCAAAGCAACACCAUAGGUUACAGUGCAUCCUCUCUCCUGGCAUAGGUGUAAGCAGCAGCCAACCCAACAGAGCCAGCUCCAAAAAAUCCCCGUGGAGCUGGAGCUUGGGAGAAUGUAAAAUGUCAGACUUUAUUCAGUGAUAAAUGCUCAUUCUCCUCUAUGGCUACUAAGAAUAAACUUUGCCACUCAUGCAUCUUGCUGAACACCUAAUACUGAAUGAGUAACAAACAAACCAGCUGUUGGCACAAGCACACUUGUUAUUUUAUUUGCCUUUCAGUUUCCAGUGUUCUUGCAAUGAGCAUCCUGAGCCAGGCAUUAGGACACAUUAUUUCUGUGGUUAUCCACAGCUUAUCCACAGGCAUUCAGAUACAAAUCUGAGUUCUGUAUUUAAAGCCAGUAACAAGCUUAAAAUAAAAGCGCUGUAUGUGACAGCUUUCAAAGUU